Rattus norvegicus (Norway rat) is the source of this 4229-nucleotide messenger RNA. RefSeq names its product ASH2 like histone lysine methyltransferase complex subunit (gene Ash2l). Gene Ontology annotation, cellular component: MLL1 complex; nucleus; Set1C/COMPASS complex. Gene Ontology annotation, biological process: regulation of gene expression. The record is from RefSeq and is a predicted model, not a curated record. NCBI's taxonomy places the organism in Eukaryota, Metazoa, Chordata, Mammalia, Rodentia, Muridae.
UUUUUUUUUUUUUCCGGAGCUGGGGACCAACUCUUACCUCUUUGAACCCUUCAACCAAAAUGAACUCCCCCUCUUGCUUAAGAUAUCUUUGGUCAUGAUGGCACUUUUUCAUAAAAAGUAACAAUGAUCUAACCCCUAAGUAUGUUUGUUUUAGAUCUAAAGUGCUCUACUGAAAUUUACUCUUUUUUUUUUUUUUUUUUUUUUUUUGGUUCUUUUUUUCGGAGCUGGGGACCGAACCCAGGGCCUUGUGCUUCCCAGGCAAGGGCUCUACCACUGAGCUAAAUCCCCAACCUCGAAAUUUACUCUUUUUAUUUGCAUAUACUGUAGCUGUCUUCAGACACACCAGGGAAGAGGGCAUCGAAUCCUAUUAAAGAUGGUUGUGAGCCACCUUGUGGUGGCUGGGAAUUGAACUCAGGUCCUCUGGAAAAGCAGUCUGCUCUGAACCACUGGGCCAUCUCUCCAGCGGAAAUUAACUCUUGAGAAAGCAAAUGUAUGAUCAGUGAGAUGGCUCAGAUGGCACUUGCUUGCUCAGCCUGAGUUAGAUUCCUAGGACUCUCAUAAUGGAAGGAAAAAGAAUGCGAUUCUCGCACUACUGUCCUCUUUCUUGGCCAGCGCACCAUAGCACAUAUAUACCCACACAUCUAUCAAGGGCGCGCAUGCACACACCGCGGCGGGGGACGGGGGAAGGGGCGCGGACCGGUGUUGUUAACGUCGAGUUUGGAGACCAUAUGCUUCCACUCACUCCUGGGUUUUAACUACCAGCUAACAUCCCUUUCUCACUCUAGUUUUUGCACUUUUUACUAAGCAUCAAACCUUGCCGAGCUCUCUUCUCUGGAGGCAGAUUCUCGCCUGGGGCUUUAUUUUCCUCCUCGAACUAGCUCUUUGUGUUCCUAGAGCGCACAGUACUUCUAGCCUCCUCUGACCAGAUGUUUCCCUAACGACUUUUUCACCCUCAGCUACCUCCGGCUCUGGAAUCGGACUCUAUUGUCUCUCCAGAAGCCAUUUGGAAACGAGCUUUUAGCGACCAACCACAAAGGGUUACAGAAGCUCACAACAGGUGUGAGCCAAAGGGUGCUGGUUUGUUGUUGUUUGGAAGUUUCCUACGUUUUAGUACGAUCGUUUGCUUGGCACAGUGUAAAGGGGACUCUCUCCAAUCCUCAAAUGCGCAGUGAUUCCCACUCUUAGCCAGGAAAAAGAGCAGGCGUCUUUUAAUAACGUAAAUCUUAGAGGAAAACAAAUGACAGACCUAGUGAGAGGCUUCCUUCAAUCCUGGACAGUCUGAGUGGCGCCCUGCUUUUCCUGGCCUUAAAGCGGCGGGCUCAAAGUGCGCAAUUCUCAAGUAAAGUGGUGGGCCCAACAAAAGGUCUUUACUAGUUUAAGCGCGCCGUGCGUUGCGGCAACUCGCCGCACAGAUGUGCUCUCGCGAGAGCUUGGGAAGUAGCAGCAAUGGCGGCGACUGGAGUGGGUCCUGGCCCUGGAGUGGGCGCCGGCUCUGGUCCAGGAGCAGCUGCAAGUGCCACAACGACAGAAGACAGAGAAACGGAGCCGGCGACCGCUGGGGCUGGAGAGGGGCCGUCUGCCGCCCCGGGAGCGGAGCCCAGCUCUGGAGAGGCUGAAAGUGGGGAUGCAAACUUGGUUGAUGUAAGUGGUCUGGAGACAGAAUCUUCUAAUGGAAAAGAUACUUUGGAAGGCGCUGGGGAUACUUCAGAAGUGAUGGAUACCCAGGCGGGCUCUGUGGAUGAGGAGAAUGGGCGGCAGUUGGGAGAGGUCGAGUUGCAAUGCGGAAUAUGUACAAAAUGGUUCACAGCAGACACCUUUGGAAUAGACACGUCGUCAUGUCUACCUUUUAUGACCAACUACAGCUUCCAUUGCAACGUGUGCCAUCACAGCGGGAACACUUACUUUCUCCGGAAGCAAGCAAAUUUAAAAGAAAUGUGCCUUAGUGCUCUGGCGAACCUGACGUGGCAGUCUCGGACACAGGAUGAACAUCCGAAAACCAUGUUUUCCAAGGAUAAGGAUAUUAUACCAUUUAUUGAUAAAUACUGGGAGUGUAUGACAACCAGACAGAGACCUGGAAAAAUGACUUGGCCCAAUAACAUUGUCAAAACAAUGAGUAAGGAAAGAGAUGUGUUCUUGGUAAAGGAACACCCUGAUCCAGGGAGCAAAGACCCAGAAGAAGAUUACCCCAAAUUUGGACUUUUGGAUCAGGAUCUUAGUAAUAUUGGUCCUGCUUAUGACAACCAGAAACAAAGCAGUGCUGUGUCUGCUAGUGGGAACCUAAAUGGUGGAGCCACUUUGGGAGGGGGGAUCGCAGCAGGAAGCAGUGGGAAAGGAAGAGGAGCCAAGCGUAAGCAGCAAGAUGGAGGGACAACAGGGACCACCAAGAAGGCCAGAAGUGACCCUUUAUUUUCUGCUCAGCGUCUCCCUCCUCAUGGCUACCCUUUGGAACAUCCAUUUAACAAAGAUGGCUAUCGGUAUAUUCUAGCUGAGCCCGAUCCUCAUGCCCCUGACCCAGAGAAGCUUGAACUUGACUGCUGGGCAGGCAAACCUAUUCCUGGAGACCUCUACAGAGCCUGCUUAUAUGAACGAGUCUUGCUAGCCCUACAUGAUCGUGCUCCCCAGUUAAAGAUCUCUGAUGACCGGCUGACCGUGGUUGGAGAGAAGGGCUACUCCAUGGUGCGGGCUUCUCAUGGGGUGCGGAAGGGGGCCUGGUACUUUGAAAUCACUGUGGACGAGAUGCCGCCAGACACUGCUGCCAGGCUGGGCUGGUCUCAGCCCUUAGGUAACCUUCAGGCUCCCUUAGGCUAUGAUAAAUUUAGCUAUUCUUGGCGGAGCAAAAAGGGAACCAAGUUUCACCAGUCUAUUGGCAAACACUACUCGUCUGGCUAUGGACAAGGAGAUGUCCUAGGGUUUUAUAUCAAUCUUCCUGAAGAUACAGAGACAGCCAAGUCACUGCCGGACACGUACAAAGAUAAGGCUUUGAUAAAGUUCAAGAGUUAUUUGUAUUUUGAAGAAAAAGACUUUGUGGACAAAGCAGAGAAGAGCCUAAAACAGACUCCACAUUCUGAGAUAAUAUUUUAUAAAAAUGGUGUCAAUCAGGGUGUGGCUUACAAGGAUAUUUUUGAAGGUGUUUACUUCCCAGCCAUCUCACUGUACAAGAGCUGCACGGUUUCCAUUAACUUUGGACCAUCCUUCAAAUACCCUCCAAAGGACGUCACUUACCACCCUAUGAGUGACAUGGGCUGGGGUGCUGUGGUAGAACACACUCUGGCUGAUGUUUUGUAUCAUGUGGAGACAGAAGUGGACGGAAGGCGCAGUCCGCCUUGGGAACCCUAGCAGAUCCAUGCUUCUUAUGACAUUGUGAAAUGAUCCUGGCCUUUUGCUUUUGUUAUAUAAAGUGUCAAAUGUUUUCCCAAAGAUGGUGCAGUACACUUUCAUCAAGGUAAAAGGUGGAUGGGACUGCAGCAAGCAUUCCCUCCCCUCCCCACUCCUGCUCUCACUCUGAGUGCCGUAAAUCAGCCGCCGACUCUGAAGAGCCCAUAAGCUCCAUGUAAAACUGGUGCUGUGCCUCUGGCCUGCCAUGGAGGACUUGUUACUUUCCUGUGUAUCUAAAUAGUGAGUAAUCAUGCCCAGCUUAUUUAAAGAUGUUUCAUCGCCCUGGUUUCUGGGGAGGCAAGCUUAUUUCUGAGUGGCAGUACAUUCCAGAGCAGUCUAGAAGCAGUCUUUGUGGUGUGGAGUUUGGUUAUCUGUGAACCUAGUGGGGCUGUACAAGCUAGGGUUAUGGAAGGAAUCUCCCUGGGGUUAAAAGCUAGAUCUUUCCUCCAGUAAAACUCGUGUUCAAGUCUGUGUGGUGCUUGGCUUCACCUGAAGUUGAGUUCCUGUUGUGAGGGCAGAGUGAGCAGUGUGAGGUGGGAGCAGCACUGGCAGGACAGGACAGGACAGGACAGGACAGACUUCUGACGUGAGUGCCAACCCCACUUUCACUGCUGUCCUCGCGGGGCACCCAGGCGCUUUCACUGUGUGCACAGUGCACUCUGGGAGAGCAAGCAUGGGGAAGGCCUCUAGCUCCUCUCUGAACCUGGUGUUGAAGUGGGCAGCUUGUCCUCUGCCUGCCUUUCUACUAGACAGCCAAUGAUUAAGAUGAAAAACUGACCAUGUGCCUGCCUUUAGGAGGACUCCUGGAUGCCCUUGCUUUUAAAUAAAUCAGUUUGUUGUGGCAAAUGCCUAAA